Messenger RNA from Danio aesculapii, 1100 nucleotides. RefSeq names its product TNF superfamily member 18 (gene tnfsf18). Gene Ontology annotation, biological process: tumor necrosis factor-mediated signaling pathway; T cell proliferation involved in immune response; immune response. NCBI's taxonomy places the organism in Eukaryota, Metazoa, Chordata, Actinopteri, Cypriniformes, Danionidae. The transcript has 3 exons. Gene Ontology annotation, molecular function: tumor necrosis factor receptor binding. Gene Ontology annotation, cellular component: membrane. Bases 82 to 693 code for a protein of 203 amino acids. The record is from RefSeq and is a predicted model, not a curated record.
GCCACGCUCAUUCGACACAGUCAGUUCCAGCAUAGGAGAACUCACCAGUGCUUACACUCACUCUUCUCUCGCUGCUGCAUCAUGUCUCUGUCUGCCGAACACUGCUGUGAUAAAACUGGAGACAGGGGUGGUGGUGGUGGUGGUUUUGGAGGUGCUUUGAUCCAUCAGAGAACUCUGAUUCGGGGACUGAUCAUAUGGGUCACGCUACUCACUCUUGGCAUGGCAGCUUCAAUAUCUCUGCAUUUCAUCCCUAAAGAAUCAGCGGCUGCUAGUAAACAACAGGGUUCGGAAACAACCAUCAGUAAUGUUUAUCCUGGAAAAAAAAUUGAUUUAAUGACAUUCACACCGAACUGGGAAAACACAGAUGUGGAGCUCCUGCAGUGGAACACAGUUGCUGAAAAGUUCAUCGAAGGAGAGGAAGAGCUGAUGGUGAAAGAGGACGGCCUUUAUUUUCUGUACCUCCAGGUUACUCUUGACCCGAAAAAGAAAGAAAACCACACAGUCACGGUCCAAACAAAGAACCAAAGUGUGAUCUUAAAAGGUUACAUCAACGGAUCAAACCUCUCAACUGGCUUCAUGGCCACUGGAAUUUACCUGGAUGGUAAAGAUACUUUUUAUGUGACCUGCAAACCCAAAGCCAAAAUCCAGAACUCUCACACUGAAACCUACAUGGGUGUCAUCAAGCUUGGCUAAAUCUCAAUCAAGAUUCAAAACUGUGACAGUAUGAAUGUGGACUCACUGAAAUUUAAAACAUGCUGGAUUAAGCAUAUGGCAUUUCAAUUUGGUAUGAAAUGUUUUUUUAUUUAUUGCUUAAACUGACAUUUGCAAGGCUCAUUUGAAUAUAUUGCACUAUAAUUUAAGCUUUUCAACACAAUGUGUCACCCGGUGUCCAUGUGUGAAGUCGAAUAUUGAUUGUCGCCCAUGUAAAAUUGGGACCCUGUUGAUGCACUUUGUAAAUAGAUAAAUAUAAAGAUACAACUAUUGAGAGAAAAAAUUAAGUGGCCACUCUCAGUUUUUCUGGAUUUAAAAUUUAUAGUUGCGUGUUUGAAGAAAACGUAAUUUGUGUUAAUUCUGUAAACUACUAACACGAUCUCACAGCA